This is a messenger RNA of Coregonus clupeaformis (lake whitefish), 1546 nucleotides long. RefSeq lists its product as uncharacterized. Bases 71 to 1018 code for a protein of 315 amino acids. Lineage: Eukaryota; Metazoa; Chordata; Actinopteri; Salmoniformes; Salmonidae. The transcript is spliced from 5 exons. The record is from RefSeq and is a predicted model, not a curated record.
AUUCACAGGUUGAAUUGCUAUUGUAUAGGUUGAGAGAAAGAGAUGGCUUGUAGAGGACAUUAGUCUUACCAUGACGAGGGUCCUUUAUUUCCUAUUGCUGUGUCAUACAAGUGUCCAGCUUCAGUGUGACAAAACACUCAUCCAGGCCAAUGUCGGAAGUGGAUUCAAUCUGGUCUGCCAGUACCAAACAAACCAGUACCUCUUCAGUAAGAAGUACUGGUGUCGUGGGGAAUCUAGGUCGACCUGUGAUAUUCUAAUGGACACCGAUCGCCUCACCAACAGAGGGCUCAGACACAGGUCCCAGAUCAUAGAUGCACAGCGAAGGGGGUUGGUCAUCAUAACAACAGAUCUCAAGUUAGAGGAUACUGGAGUGUACUGGGUUGGGAUUGAUAAAAUCUAUGCUGAUAUCAUGACUUCCAUCAAUCUAAUUGUGACAUUUGUGGCAGUGUCCAAACCCAAGGUAUGGCCCCUGAGCUCCAUGGGAAACACUUGCUGGGGCCAGCCUGUGACAGUGCGUUGUGCUAGUGCACAGGGCACAAGUGUCCACUACACCUGGUACCAACCCGCCCAACCCCAGGACAUCCAGUUUCAGAGCUCAGCAGACCUGCACCUACACUGUGGCAUUGUGGAAGAAGACAGCCAGUACUACUGCAGAGCCAGCAAUGAUGUGAGCAGCCAGCAUAGUGGGAUGGUUUCUCUGCAGGUUCUGAAGCCCUUAGAGGAAGACUGCAUCUAUAGUUUUACAAUGGAGGGCCAGAGAAGCUAUGACUGUAGUGACAGACUGAAGACAAGCACAGCCACAACUCUGCGUUCUACUGGCCAUCUCACAGAAGAACCCUAUCACCCUGGAACCAACAGCAACCUGUCCUCAACAAUCAACCAAACACACCAGGACUGGAGCUACAGUAGGGCAUGGACAGAGUUGCCUGUUUGGUAUGAGGUCCUGCGCUGGCUUUUCCUGGCUACUCUGAUAGUAGCUGUUUGUCUUGUGAACAAGUGCAGACCUACACAAGUGUGAUCCAACAGUCUCUAUGACAACAACAAGUUUCCUUUGGCAAACUGACCACUUUGUUUCACCUUAGUCGCAGAUAUGUAUGUAUGUGCUUUAGCUAACUCCUUUGUCAUUUUGUCAUAUAACAACAACAUCCUUCAUGGACAUUGAAAAUAUAGAAUUGGCUAACUACAUCAAGGUAAAUAGGUUUAUCUACUUACCUAUACAAAGGGUGAAGGUGGGAUUAUAUUAUGUCAAAUUAUAUUUUCUUACUGACACACAAGAAUAGUUGAAGUAAAUGUGCCUGUGAGGAUGUGAAGAGCUACAGUUAGCCACAGGAGGGCAGUAAUGAUUGUGUUAUGGAAGUUUGAAACGUCACAUGUUCAAUAUGGCUUACAUUAUGAAAGGACUUUAAGUGAUAUCAUGGAAACCUAAAAUUAACAGUUGUAUUUCUUAUCAUAAUGACACAUAAUCAAAUAAUUGCUCAGUAAAAUCGUUUUUUUUACAGGGAGCCGGGAGUGUUUACCAGAGACAGAUACUAACUCCCUGCCCAAC